AUGAGGGCCAUCAAGGCCCGGUAUCCGGGCGGGAGACGGAAGUCAACGUUAUCGCGACAAAUCUCAAGAGCUGAGCGAGAAGGAUAUACUCUCACGAGUAGGGCGACGCCAUUGCAGGGAACAUGUACAGAAAUCGACGGGGAAAAUCAUGCUGACAUAUGUGAUAAGAGCUGCAACGGGGGUGUCCGGAGUGGCUCGCCCUGCGAUGAGCUGGAUGGGAUACAGGACAAUUUAGCCAAUUCGAUGCCCAAACAAGUGAUGGAAAAGCUCAUGGAUUUCAAUCUAUUCCGCAAUGCACCACAUGCAUUUUUCGUAGAAAUCGCCCGCAGACUUAAACUCAUGACAUACCAUGUGCAAGACCACAUUGUAAAAGCUGGAGAGCCUGCCAAAGCUAUGUAUUGGAUACUUCGAGGCUGUGUCAAUGUCACUUCCCCUGAUGGCGAAACGGUGCAUGCCCAACUACUUGAAGGGAGUUACUUUGGUGAAAUCGGAAUCCUUUUUAAUCGUUCAAGAACGGCAACGAUAGUAGCCAAGACCAAAGUUUUGCUUGGGGUUUUGACUGCCGAUAAUUUCAACCAAAUUCUGCCUGCUUUCCCCCAGGUAGAAAGGUUGAUCCGUGACGAGGCUCAAGAGCGUUUGGCAAUGCAAGAUAAGAAGAAGCGCUGCGGUGUUCCCAGUCUCAUAACUUCGAACCUUUCGUGGAAUAGUAAUGUCGAAAAAUCAGUUCGGCUGCCACGGUCCGAAGUUGAGGGUUUUGGACCCGGACCACUGCCGUCUCCGCAAUUGAAUUCUACUGAGGUAGUGGAUGACUCUAUCUCUAUACGCCAAUACCUGAAAGGUUUACCACUCUUCACUACUCUUCCAGCCGAGAUAGCCCACAGGCUUGCCCUAUGUGUCGAAAUUAAACAAGCAGGGCCGUACGAAUACAUUUUCCAUUCAGGAGAUCGGGGCACUAAUAUCUAUUUUAUUGUAAGUGGGGAGAUGGAGGUGUUAACCCGAGAAUUAGCGCCUACUAUUAAUGAUGGCAUUGCUCCACGGAGAUCCAUACUACAAACCGAAAAACUAUUAGCAAGGUUGGGGCCUGGUCAGUAUUUUGGAGAAAUGGGAUUUUUAGGCUCUAUCAGCGAUGACCAGGAGAAAUCGAUAAGGUCGGCCGAUGUCCGAUCUGUUUCUUCAAGUACGUUAUUAGUACUGACUGGUGAAACUUUGAAGAAGUUCUGUGAGAACUAUCCCGUGGUGAAAAGGGAAAUAACAAAAACCGCCACAGAUCGCGCCUAUUCGAACUUGAAUUCAGUCCAGAAGAAGCGCAGCGAACGAUCAAAUUCGCCCCUCGAAACAGGCUCCACAGACCAUAAAAGGCAAAAAAAAAUGCGUGCAUAUGGCGAAAUUUCUGAAGCUCCCCCAGGUAUCAUACCUGGCGCUGCCGAAGCCCUUGACAGCAUUCCAGGCUCUGUUUUUAAUAUCAAAUUCGGAUUCAACGAGAAAAGGUCAAGACCACUGCCCUCAAUUGGGCCCAGCACUCAGAAUAACUCAGAGUGCUCUAAGAUAUCGAGAACUAGUUCACCUAAAUCUCUGUCCUCAAUCACUGGAGCCACUUCAUUAUUGGAGUUAGAAACCCCACAAAUGAAUUCUAUGGCAAGGUCAGGCGAAUCGUUCAAGGUUCAACAACCUCUGCCGCUGGCUUAUAUGCCACAUCGCAGACGUACCCGGCUGUUAAGUUUGGGAGGCGGUAUUCAUCGAAAGAGGAACUCUGUUCUCAGCAUUGGGCCAUUGCCGGAUCGGCUUCUGCUGAGAUGUUUCCAGUUUCUUGAUCUUCCUGAACUCAUGAAAUUGCGGUUGGUAUGUAGGAGGUGGCGACAACUAUUGUAUGUUGCUCCGGGCCUCUUUGAUUGCAUAGACCUCACUCCGUGGAGUAAGUCCAUCGACGAUAAAUCUUUAGUGGAGAUCACAAAUUUUGUGGGUUCGCGGCCAAAAACAAUUAACCUUUCUAACUGCUUCCAUGUUACCGACGAGGGUUUUUCGUACAUGAUAAAUGAGAUUGGCAUAGAAGGAGAGCUCCGGGUUAUUAAAAUGAGAGGUUGCUGGGAAAUUUCUGCAAUGGCCAUAAUGGAUAUUAGCACCCCAUAUAUUGGAAAUUUGGUUGAAGAAAUUGACUUGACUGCAUGCAGGAAGGUCAAGGAUGAUGUCAUUCAGAGGCUACUGGGUACCCAGGAGAAUUCAAUUCCUUCGAUGAAUUUGAUGUCGGGAGGUGGGGCCUAUCAAGGGAGUUGGACGUUUGCGCUUGAUGAGCCCAUAAGAGGAAUGGAAAUAUUCAAUGAGAAUGAUAAACAAACAACAAAUGUGGGCUGUCCCAAUUUGAAGGUGUUGACAUUAAGGCAUUGCAAAUCUCUAACAGAUUCAACUCUUCGUCAUAUUGCAUUGUACGCCCACCAUAAUCUGACAGAACUUGACCUCACUCGGUGCACAGGUUUGACGGAUGUGGGAUUUUCUUAUUGGGGAUAUCAAAAGUUUGCCAGUUUAAAGAAGCUAGUCCUUAGUGAGUGCAUAUUUCUGACGGACGAUUCGAUCAGGUCGAUUGCACACUCUGCAAGUGUACUACGCGAGCUCUACUUGUCGUUUUGUUGUUCUCUGACGGAUACUGCAUUAGAGAUCUUGUGCCUGCAAUGCCCUGAUCUGGAAGUACUGGAUCUCAGCUUUUGUGGCAGAGCUGUUAGUGACGUUUCAUUACUCGGUAUAUCCAUGCAUUUGAGAAAACUCCGACGUAUUAUACUGAAGGGUUGCCUGAGAGUCACUAGGUCGGGUCUGGAUUCUUUGCUCGGUGGAUAUACCUCGCUGAACUACAUUGAUAUCUCUCAAUGCAAAAAUGCACACAUGUACCAAGGCGGUAUUGAAGCUACAAAGUUUGAAACUAUAGGCUCGAGACGUAGUGUCUUUUUGACCAUGGAAGACAGCAAGGACACAUAUGUUCAAGUGGUUUUCUAA
Molecule: messenger RNA, 2982 nt
Organism: Lachancea dasiensis
Lineage: Eukaryota; Fungi; Ascomycota; Saccharomycetes; Saccharomycetales; Saccharomycetaceae
Source: the annotation of a GenBank genome assembly